Messenger RNA from Mustela erminea (ermine), 442 nucleotides. Its product is annotated as 60S ribosomal protein L34-like. Gene Ontology annotation, molecular function: structural constituent of ribosome. Bases 33 to 386 code for a protein of 117 amino acids. Gene Ontology annotation, cellular component: ribosome. The record is from RefSeq and is a predicted model, not a curated record. Lineage: Eukaryota; Metazoa; Chordata; Mammalia; Carnivora; Mustelidae. The transcript has a single exon. Gene Ontology annotation, biological process: translation.
UCUUCCGGGGACGGCUUCCGUAGGCAUUCAGAAUGGUCCGGCGUUUGACCUACCGUCGUAGGCUGUCCUACAAUACAGCCUCUAAUAAAACUAGGCUGUCCCGAACCCCAGGUAAUAGAAUCGUUUACCUUUAUACCAAGAAGGUUGGGAAAGCACCAAAAUCUGCAUGUGGCGUGUGCCCAGGCCGACUUCGAGGAGUUCAUGCUGUGAGGCCUAAAGUGCUUAUGAGGUUGUCUAAAACGAAAAAACAUGUCAGCAGGGCCUAUGGUGGUUCCAUGUGUGCCAAGUGUGUUCGUGACAGGAUCAAGCGUGCUUUCCUUAUCGAGGAGCAGAAAAUCGUUGUGAAAGUUUUGAAGGCACAAGCACAGAGUCAGAAAGCUAAAUAAAAAAAUGAAGCAGUUUUGAGUAAUAAAAAAAUCAAAAGGCAAAAAAAAAAAAAAAA